Messenger RNA from Anopheles stephensi (Asian malaria mosquito), 767 nucleotides. RefSeq names its product apolipoprotein D-like. The transcript has 5 exons. The record is from RefSeq and is a predicted model, not a curated record. Gene Ontology annotation, molecular function: pigment binding. NCBI's taxonomy places the organism in Eukaryota, Metazoa, Arthropoda, Insecta, Diptera, Culicidae. The coding region runs from base 49 to 657 and encodes 202 amino acids.
CGCGGGUUAACAUCGACACAGUACGGGCGUUCGACAGUGCGAGUGAAAAUGUUGCAACAAUCGGUGUGCUGUGCGCUCUUCUUCCUGGCCACGCUGGUCCAGGGUACGAUCUUCGAGCGACCGUGCCGUUCGGAUGUGUCGGUCGUGCAAGACUUCCAGGUCGAGAAGUAUCUCGGUCUGUGGUACGAUCUCGAGCACUACGAGGCAAACUUCGAGCAGAACACGGAUUGCAUAACGGCCGAGUACAGUCUCUAUGAGGACGGUUCGAUCCGGGUGUUUAAUACCGCCGUCCGGCUCUCCGAUGGACUGCUGUACGCGGUGGACGGGGUGGCCCUGUUGAGCUAUCCGGAAGCGCAGGUCCUUGAGGCUAAGCUAAACGUGUCGUUCUACGGAACACCGAAUGAUGAAUCUAACUAUUGGGUGCUGGAUACGGAUUACGAGAAUUACGCGGUUGUCUGGAGCUGCCGACCGAUCGGCGAGGAACGAUCACGCGAAUCCUACGGGCUACUGUCCCGCACUCCAUCCCUGCCGGACGAUGGCGAACUGAGGAAAACAAUCGAUACGCUCAAGAAGCAGAACGGAAUCGUUGAUGAUGAGCUCGUCAUUACGGAACAGUUUGCCGAAGGAUGCAACAACAAGCGUCACAGUCUAUUGUAAAAUAGUGUCACGCCUAAAAUGUUUUAACUAUAAGUAAAUGAAAAUUAUUACCAAAAGUGAAUAAAAACAGUUAUUCGUUUCCAACUUAUAACUUUAAAGUGUAGAAAAAA